UAUUAUACGCAUCGCGGACAAUUGGGUAUCGAGAUGAAAAUCUGUGGCGGGACCGUCCUUCACCUGGAGUAUGCCGAAAGCUGUAAUACCCAAUCACUCCGAAGUGGAAAAGUUUCUUCGUUCCUCGGAAACCCAUUUCACCUACCCUAUAUGCAUAGAUCAUUUCCGCGAAUUUAAAAAGGAUCUUGGCCAAACUGGUCCCUUGAUAAAGUUCAGUGUUUCAGUGUCAGAUUGGGACCCUCUUUCCAGUAAUUGUAAACUUGAAAAAACCAUAGAAUACCAUCAGAGUGUUGCGGAAUCGUUUCGAAGAUUGACAUUGGAAAUGGGAGAUGUGCAGAAGUUCCGUCAGAGUCUCAGCCAGAACCUUGCGGCACCCAAACCUUCGGGGAAAAGGCAUUUGGAAUCCGUUUCCUCGUCGACGACGUCGGAUGAGGUCUUCAUUCUCUCUCCUAAACGCAGAAAAGGAGAAAGGUUGUCAGCCAGCUUCUGUUAUUCGGAUUGCUUCUGGCUCUCCAACUAUGGGGAACUGCUGGAGCCCGUCAGCAGCGAAUUAAGCGCCAAGAACAAUGGUGCUGGUGGUUCUAAUCUAGAGAUUGGUGAAAGUGAAUUUGAAGAGGAUGAAGACUUGACUGACGUCGAUGGACUUGGCAAUGCUGAAUACGACGAACUCGACUCUGACGACUUAUCAUCGCCCAAUCGAGGUGACGUGGCCGUUUUCACCCGUCCAGCUCCGGGAGCCGGAGAAGUGGAUUUUAAUGGACCUUGCUCCGACUACCGACCAGGAGAGGAUGAUUUACAAGCUUUCGAUUUCAUCCGUCAGUUCCGGUUAGAUGUCCUCGAGACCAAAUACCCUGGUGUAACCAAAGUACGAGGUUCCAGCCGCUUGCAAACCGCCUAUCGUCUGGAGACGGAAGCCGAUUUGGUGGUUCCCACUAGGAACAUUUUCCCUCAAGGCCUUCCGCAACAGUUUUCCUUCAUUUGCACUUUCCGGACAAGGAAGCCACCCAAGACGGCCUGGAACAUAAUUCGAAUUAGCGAUUUGCGACAACGCCCACAGUUCCAGGUGACCCUGAACCCGCGCAAGAACACCAUCGAGUUCGGCAUCAACGAUUUCAGUGGAAAGCUGCAGACGCUCGUUUUCCGCAAAGCUCAAGUCUUUGAUAAAGAAUGGCACAAAGUUCACUUUGGAGUCCAUCGCGAACGUGUUGUACUCUAUGUCGAUUGCGAGUUCAGCGAAGAGUUGCCGCUCGAUGUCCGAGGACCGAUCGAUGUCAACGGCGAGAUCGCCAUUUCCAAAGUGGCUGGAACUAAGCGCACCGUUCCGAUUGAACUUCAAUGGAUGGUGAUGAGUUGCGAUCCCGCUCGCCCAGAGCGUGAAACUUGCGAGGAAUUGCCGCCACCACCUCCACCCAGGGAGCAAGUUCAACCGGUUUGCGAGCAAACCUGUCCACCAGGUGUGCCAGGACGGAAUGGAACUGAUGGCCCACCGGGACCACGCGGCUUAUCAGGAGAGCGAGGAAUACAAGGGCUACCGGGACCCCAGGGUAUUCGUGGAGAACCUGGAACCAAAGGAGACAUGGGAAUGCGAGGUGUUCCAGGAGAAAUCGGAAAGGAAGGUACGCCUGGUAAUCCUGGUAUCGCUGAACCGAGAGGAGAGUCUGGAAUUCCCGGCUCUCGAGGAGACACCGGACCGCCCGGUCAAGUUGGACCUAAAGGCGAUAGAGGAGAUUCAGGUCCGACUGGGCAAAUGGGAUCAACUGGUCCGCGUGGACCUCCCGGGCCUCCUGGAGAUAUUACUAAAGUAACUGGACCUCAAGGAAUGCAAGGAGCGCCGGGAGAAAGAGGUUUUGUUGGACCUCCAGGACCGGAAGGUGCUCAAGGGCAGCGUGGAUUCACUGGCGAAAUGGGUCCGCCAGGAACAGCAGGCAAGGACGGUACAUCGGGUGAACGAGGACCUAAAGGCGAUCGUGGUGACAGAGGAACUGCUGGUGUAAGAGGAGCUCCUGGUACUCCUGGACCCCCUGGCCCAGCUUCUUCUGGAACGGGUGGACAAACUGUACCCGGGCCCCCGGGACCUGCUGGUAACCCUGGAGAACCUGGUAUGCCGGGACCGCCGGGCGAGAGGGGUAAUCGAGGUGAACGUGGAGACUUGGGAGAACGCGGAAUCGCUGGAGAAAAGGGCGACCGUGGACCGGCAGGAUUACCUGGUAAUGACGGUACUCGUGGAGAGACUGGACCUGCAGGAAAACCAGGUUUGCCCGGCAGCAAGGGUGAUCCAGGUGUGCCUGGUGCUCUCGGAUUGCAAGGACCUCCAGGUUCAGCAGGAGCUCCGGGACCUAUGGGAUUGACUGGACCGACCGGAGAAAUCGGCAGACGAGGCGAACCAGGCAAUGCUGGUCCUGCUGGUCCUGCAGGACCUCCUGGUACUCCGGGUGAAGUUGGACCUCAAGGAUUGCCAGGAGGUCCUGGCAGCCGUGGUGAGACUGGCCCGCGAGGAGAAAGAGGCGAAAUUGGUCCAUCUGGACCGACCGGAAGCCCUGGCUUAACUGGAAUGAAGGGUCACGAAGGAAAGCAGGGAACCGACGGAGAGCCAGGCCAAAGAGGAGAGAAAGGCGAAAGUGGACCACGAGGACCUGAUGGGCCUCGCGGUGUUGAUGGCAAACAUGGUGUUCAAGGUUUGAUCGGUCGUCCUGGACCUAAAGGAGAUCGAGGAGAAAACGGUCUACCCGGAGUGGAAGGAAUUCGCGGACCUCCAGGCCCGAACGGAAUUCCUGGCCCGAUCGGACCUCCUGGAGUCGCUGGCUUACCUGGUUUCGUUGGCAAACCUGGCCCACCAGGUUUGUUGUCCACCUGGAGGACCCCUCCAGGUCCCCCUGGCGAUGCCGGUGUCAUUCCUGCCAAUUUGAUGAGAAACGACGGUGCUGGUGCUACCGGAGCUACUGGUCAACCUGGUCUUCCAGGAACACCUGGAUUGCCCGGAGAAAGAGGAGCGGACGGUGAUCGUGGACCGGAAGGCGCCACUGGAUUGCCCGGAACACCUGGAGCUGAAGGGCCCACUGGCAGACAAGGACCCGUAGGACCCCGCGGAUUCGCUGGAUUGCCUGGUCUCACCGGACCAGCAGGAAAAACUUACUCCGAGUCUGAUUUGAGAGACAUUUGCGCUUCUGUUCUACGUGAUCAACUGACUGAGUUGACAGCCAGAUUAGUUGGUCCUCCUGGCUUACCCGGUCGCGGCAGACCGGGACGCCCUGGACAACCUGGUUUACAAGGAGAUACAGAUCACAUGGAAGAAUUAGUAAGUGGACUUCAAGGUCCACCCGGUAUUCUCGGUCGUGGAAGACCUGGACGGCCUGGCCCGCCUGGAAGAAUCGGCCAUACAGGCGAGACAGGAAAGGUCGGUCAACCUGGAGAUCGUGGCUUGACUGGCUUGCCAGGCAUUCCAGGACCACCAGGACCUGAGGGACCUAAGGGAGACGUUGGAUCUAAGGGCGAACGUGGACCAGGUGGUAUCGGUAUGGAAGGACCGAUGAGACCAGCUGGUAUUCAAGGACCACCUGGACCUCCAGGAGUUGGUGUUGCUGGUCGAGCUGGCGAGCGUGGUGACUCUGGAAAACCAGGACCAAGAGGAAUGGUUGGUGUUGCUGGUCCACCUGGAGCUCCUGGAUUCUGUGCCGGAUGUGCUCCUCAACAAUACCGACCUGCCGGUAACGACAAGGGUCCCGGGAAAUAAGUCGUUGCCUCCCCUAGCCGUUAGGCAAUUUUGACGCUAAUGGAUGCAGACAUACAUACAGACAAAAUAAUAAUAAUAAAAAAGACAUUUCCUCCCCCCCCCCCCCCUUCCCCUCUCCCCUCUCAAAAAAAAAAUAAAUUGAAAAUCGGGGAAUUAAUGACACUUUAUUCGGUAAAAUACAAUGUCAAGACAACGACUGUUGGUGGGUAUACGAGCAGACAUAAAGAAGUCGAUGUACCACUGGUAGAUUUAUUAAGCUCCUUAUCACUGCCUGAAAUUUUUAUUUCCUCUCCUCCUUUUUGACGUGUAGGCCUGGUAGACACUUUGUGUUCUUUUUUUUUUUUUUUUCAUAAGAAAAAUAUAACCAAUUUUGUUAUAACAUUUAUAGGCAUUUUUUCCUACUGAAUAGAGAUUUAUUUGCUUGUUGGCCAUCCUCCAUAUAACUUCCCUUUCAUCUUCAAAUAAAAUUGUCCUUCCUUUUUCUAACUACAUCUGUGUGAACAAUGAUUGUUUUGUUUUCAUUCAUACCACCAAACGCUGCUGGACUGGAAACUUUUCUAUUGGGGUUCAAAAAUUGGCUGAGCUUUGUAUCAACUGUUUCCUUCAUUCAACAUUUUAAGUGUAAAUAUCAGUUGAAAUGAUUUCAUUUGGCUGCAAUACAACAAUUCAUGCUGCCGUAA
Daphnia pulicaria is the source of this 4410-nucleotide messenger RNA. RefSeq names its product collagen alpha-1(I) chain-like. Lineage: Eukaryota; Metazoa; Arthropoda; Branchiopoda; Diplostraca; Daphniidae. The coding region runs from base 71 to 3730 and encodes 1219 amino acids. The transcript has 22 exons. The record is from RefSeq and is a predicted model, not a curated record.